This is a messenger RNA of Racocetra persica, 151 nucleotides long. The record is from the annotation of a GenBank genome assembly. Lineage: Eukaryota; Fungi; Glomeromycota; Glomeromycetes; Diversisporales; Gigasporaceae.
UAUGAAUUAUAAUGAUGCUGAUGAUACAUUACUGAUUAAUUUAAUUACUGAAAAUUUAAGAAUCAGUGAAAUUAGAUACUCUACUUUGCUAAUAGAAUAUCCACCUACUUUAGAACAAGAUAUUGCAAUUGUAUUUAAGAUAGGAUCUUAG